Clupea harengus (Atlantic herring) is the source of this 4691-nucleotide messenger RNA. It is a transcript of the gene dstyk, whose product is annotated as dual serine/threonine and tyrosine protein kinase. Gene Ontology annotation, molecular function: protein kinase activity; ATP binding. Gene Ontology annotation, cellular component: cytoplasm. Gene Ontology annotation, biological process: cellular response to fibroblast growth factor stimulus; positive regulation of ERK1 and ERK2 cascade; negative regulation of apoptotic process. The record is from RefSeq and is a predicted model, not a curated record. NCBI's taxonomy places the organism in Eukaryota, Metazoa, Chordata, Actinopteri, Clupeiformes, Clupeidae.
GCUGAGUUUAGUGCUAGCUCUCACAACAGUGGGGAGAGCAUGUCUUCAUCCACAUCCAUCAAUGCGGAUCUCUAUGUAUUGGAGAGCGUUUGACUGGACCGGAUACCUUUGUUUUAAGCCGGGAGACAUCUUCAAGUUGCAGAGACUUCGCGAGUUAGUAAUAACUCCUUGCUAGACUUUUAGCAGGUAAAUUGAUGGGUGUUUGUCAGAUAGUGUUAGCUGUGCAAUACAAAAUUACCAUCCCCUGGGACUUCUGGAUUCGCUAGCUAGCUAGCCACUAUACGCAAUUAUUCAGUCUUGGUAGCGAGAACAAGUUUGUUUGUCACCAGAAAACACCGACUGAUUCUCAUUUAGUUAGCAUAUUUGCUAACUAUGGGAUCCUAACAAUUAUUUGGAUACGUGUUGUCAAGAUAGUUAAAAGACCAUUCCAUAAUAUUAAUAGAGGAAACUUGUUUUCGUUAGAAGGAUAGCCAGCUAGUUUUUGCAGGCGGGUAGUAGAGAGCUUGUUUACUAGCACCAAAGCUAACGUUACAUGGCUGGAUCCAGUUUUCAAAGUGAAAGUGAUCAUUGGAAUUUUGUUUAUCCGGGAUUUGAUACAGUAGUGACAAGCGUGACUGGUUUUACCCUUUUGAAGGGGAAUAACCUUAACGUUACUUUUUUCAGUUGCAUGUAUUGGACUCCAAUGAGCUACAUAGGUAGCUAGCUAGCUGCGUUAUAGUUGGCUUGACUGAGUUUGAUUUGCUCAGAUUGACAGUUCAUUCUCCAUUAAAUUAGCUAACGUUAGCUAUGCUAGCUAGCUAAGAGAGUAGGGAGUGUUAUUGUUUGGGAUUUUACCGCUAACGUUACUUCCUUUCAAACUACGGCUAGUGGUAUUGUUAACAUUUAGCUGAAAAUGACUUCUGAUGGUGUCACUAAUUGCCGUGGAAGUAACAGAUAUGAUAAGUAGCUAAAGUUAAUUCGAACUGAUAUUUUUAGUUCACAUAAUAGCUAUAACGUCACAUAGCUAAAACAGAACCUUAAUUGUUAAAACGGAAUAUAGGUUAACUGUUUAAGUUGCCAACAGUUUAUAGAAAACUCCCUGACUUUGAGAACUGGCGCACCCACUCUCACCCUGGCUCAAGAAUUUGUUCAUGGCGUUUCGAAGGUGAAUACGGUGCAAUUUUGCAAGCCUUUCUGUUUGAGGGUGAUCUAGCUUGCUCUACCUGUGGCGACCAAACAUUACUCUGUGGCUUCGGAGUGAGCUAGCCAGCCUCCCAGUCAUGGAGAGCAGCGGUGGCACCGGCAACCCACAGAAAGCUACUCCUUUGGCUCGAGAACUGACAAAGAUAUUCAGUAGUUACAACAAACAAGCCGGACUGCUCAGAAAGAACCUGAAAGAGACGAACAUCUUCUUUCGGGAGAUCAGGCAGAACUACAGCAAUGCCUGUGCAUCAGCCGCAAACACGGGGACGGCAGCACUGGAAGCAGGCAUGCAGCUCAACUGCAUCUCCUUCCCACGGCAAGAGGAGGAGUACCUGCACGGCGUGGUGGGCAGUACCCCGUACAUCCUGCUGCUGGGCCAGGACUGCCCGGCCCGCUACCAGCUGCUCAACUGCUUGUUGGGGGAGCGCCUGCUCCCUCUGGGUCCCGACGCCGGGGCCCCCUGCGGGCCCCAGGGCCUCCUCUGCAAGCGGCGGAAGCUGUGCUUCACGCACGGGCGCCAGACCCGCCUCAGCCUGGCGCUGCCCGGCCAGUAUGAGCUGGUGCAUCAACUGGCGGCCCACUGUGGGCGAUGGGACACGGUGCCCCGCCAGGACCUGGAGAUCCAGGAGGAGUGCGAGGAUCCGGCGCACCGGCUAGCAGAGCUGGAGAUCACGCUGCACCACUCGCUACUGCAGGAGGCAAAGAUCAUGGUCGUCCCAUGCCCCGGUGUCCAGCCCAUCACAGAGGCCCUGGAGGACUGCUCGCGCAACAUCAUUCCCAUCAUCCUCUACGCCCUGAGCCAGGACGUGCUGAGCGCUGAGCAGGUAGCCGACCUGCAUGUGAUCAGAGAGGCGCUGCCCUACCCCAUCUGCUUCAUCCGCACGCCUUCGUGUUCUUCUUCGUCCUCCUCACCCUGCUUGACCCCAGAGGCCUCUCCGGAGUGCAUGCGGGUGGGCGACCGGGAUCGCGACCGGGAUCGCGAGCGGAACCGUGAGCGCAGCUCCCUGCACGCCCAGCUCCUGUCGCUCGGGUUCCUGAGCGGCGGCGCCGCCUCGGAGAACAGCUCGAGCGGUUCCACCACGGGUCCGGUGGCCGGUUCCACCCCGCCGCCCCAGAGCAUGCUGGCCGAGGCGUUUGAGCGACUGCACCGGCAACUGGGGUCCUUCGCCAAGCUGGUGCUGCAGCACCACCAGGUGGAGGCGGCCAACCUGCUCAACGGGGUUCACUGCCGCUGCCUGGACCUCUUCAUCAGCCAGGCUUUUGACAUGCAGAGGGACCUGCAGAUCACGCCACGGCGGCUGGAGUACACGCGAGAGAAGGAGGGCGAGCUGUUCACCUCCCUCAUGACCAUCGCCAACCGCAAGCAAGAAGAGAUGAAGGAAAUGAUCGUGGAAACGCUAAACAGCAUGAAGGAGCAGCUGUUGGAGGACGCCGCCAAUCUGGAGUUCACAGAUAUCAUUGUGACACCAAACGGAGAGCCGGUGGCCUCCAAGGACAUCAAGUCGUGCAUCCACCAGAUCCAGGAGCUGAUUGUGGUGGGUCUGAACCAGGCGGUGGCCAACAAGCUCAUCAGCUCGGUGGACUACCUGAGGGAGAGCUUCGUGGGCACGCUGGAGCGAUGUCUCAACAGCCUGGAGAAGUCCAACAUCGACACCUCUGUACACAAUAUAACAUCCAACCACCUGAAGCAGAUUCUGAAUGCUGCCUACCAUGUGGAGGUGACGUUCGUCUCUGGGUCGUCCGUGACGCGGUUAGUGUGGGAGCAGAUCAAACAGAUAAUCCAGAGGAUAACGUUGGUGAAUCCUCCGGCCAUCAGUCCUGAGUGGAAGCGUAAGGUGGCUCAGGACGCCAUAGAGAGUCUGAGUGCGGCUAAGCUGGCCAAGAGCAUAUGCUCCCAGUUCCGCACCCGCCUCAACAGCUCCCACGAGGCCUUCGCCGCCUCGCUCAGACAGCUGGAGGAGGGCCACGUGGGUCGCCUGGAGCGGACGGAGGACCUCUGGCUGCGCGUGCGCAAAGACCACGCCCCUCGGCUGGCACGCCUGUCGCUGGAAAGCCGUUCUCUUAGAGACGUUCUCUUACACGGCAAGCCCAAGCUAGGUCGAGAGCUGGGUCGAGGCCAGUACGGAGUGGUUUACCUUUGCGACAGCUGGGGGGGGAAGUACCCCUGUGCCCUGAAGUCAGUGGUUCCUCCCGACGACAAACACUGGAACGACCUGGCGUUGGAGUUCCACUACACCAGGUCCUUGCCACGGCAUGAGAGGCUGGUGGAUCUGCACGGGUCGGUCAUUGACCACACGUACGGCGGCGGCUCCAGUAUAGCGGUGCUGCUCAUCAUGGAGAGACUCCACAGAGACCUUUACACAGGCCUCAAGGCUGGUCUAUCACUACGAGAGAGGUUACAGAUCGCCCUGGAUGUUGUGGAGGGAAUCCGCUUCCUGCACAGUCAGGGGCUGGUGCAUCGAGACAUCAAGCUGAAAAAUGUCCUGCUGGACAAACAGAACCGGGCCAAAAUAACGGACCUGGGCUUCUGCAAGCCGGAGGCCAUGAUGUCCGGGAGCAUCGUAGGAACACCGAUCCACAUGGCCCCCGAGCUCUUCACAGGAAAGUAUGACAACUCCGUGGACGUGUACGCCUUUGGGAUCCUGUUCUGGUACCUGUGCUCUGGCUCAGUGAAGCUGCCAGAGGCCUUUGAGAAGUGCUCCAGCAAAGACCAGCUGUGGAACAACGUCAAGAGAGGCUCUCGUCCCGAGCGUCUGGCCAUCUUUGACGAGGAGUGCUGGCAGCUGAUGGAGGCGUGCUGGAACGGAGAUGCCCUGCAGCGCCCCCUACUGGGCAUCGUGCAGCCUGGCCUGCACAGCAUCAUGGUGCGCAUGUGCAACCUCAGCGAACGGAAGAGUGGCAGCCUGGACGACUCCAACUGACUCCACACGAACAGAGAGAGCAUGGGCGACGAAGCCUGCACGGAUACACACACAAAAAUACACUCCAAAAACACACUCCCUCAUGAGCACGUAUGCACAGACACACACACACACACACUCACACUCUUAAAAAAAAAAAGAAAAAGAUAUCUGUUUGGGUCGAUGCCAAAUGGAUAGACUGGAGUGACCAAGCCAAGAGGUGUGUUAUGCAGAACUCAUAGAGUUUGUUUGUUUGUUUGUUUUUUUUCCUUCCCUUGACUAGGGUCUAAUGUACACUAUUUAUGAGGACCUUACUGAGAACAACAUUGAUGUAAGUUGUGCACAGAUGUUUGUCUUGAUCUUGUGUUUGUGGCGUUUGUGUAUUUAUAUAUGUUCUAGCACACACUAUGCUUCUUUCUUAGCAAGCAUGCUAAUGGCUGCUUUGUCAUAGGAUUGCUACUAGACAUGAAAGACAUUUUAAAAGUAGUCCAUAUCCAGUAUUAUGCUAAAAUAUGUGAUUUUAGUUGGUAUUUAAGGUGGUUAUCGGAAUAUUACUGCUAUCCUGAGAUGACGGCCGUUUUUUUUAAUAAAAUGAUUUCCUGAAACAUA